AUGGCAUUAACAACAAAUUCCGAUACAAUAACUGACAUCGUUAUUAAUGAACCAUUAAGUAAUGAUUUGUUUACUACUAAUAUUUUCAACAAAGAGAAUUCAAAUCCUCAUUUUCCACUAAAAUAUACUUUGCCACAAUUUCCUAAACGUAUUGAUGAUGUAUUAAAAACCGGUCAUAUUGGAAAUGAAAAUCUCAAAUAUAAGACAGAUUUUCGUAAUACCAUUGUUCAAACACUUUAUGAAGAUUUAAGAACAACAUACAAAAUAAUCUAUCCAACAAGCAAACAAUAUCACGAAGUAGCAUCAGCUCUUGUGCUUGCGCAUCCAAUAUUAGGCGAUACGAUCACAUCGUUUGAUGACUCUCGAACAGUCAGUAUUUCUUCGUGG
Messenger RNA from Didymodactylos carnosus, 387 nucleotides. The record is from the annotation of a GenBank genome assembly. NCBI's taxonomy places the organism in Eukaryota, Metazoa, Rotifera, Eurotatoria, Philodinida, Philodinidae.